Molecule: messenger RNA, 1295 nt
Organism: Anarrhichthys ocellatus (wolf-eel)
Lineage: Eukaryota; Metazoa; Chordata; Actinopteri; Perciformes; Anarhichadidae
Product: peptidyl-prolyl cis-trans isomerase-like
Exons: 6
Coding region: 91-672 (193 amino acids)
Biological process (GO): protein folding; protein peptidyl-prolyl isomerization
Cellular component (GO): cytoplasm
Molecular function (GO): peptidyl-prolyl cis-trans isomerase activity; cyclosporin A binding
Source: RefSeq, a predicted model, not a curated record
AAAGCUUCCGCCCCUCACCCACCCAUAUGUAAGCGUGACACUUGCUCAUUGACGACCUGAGCGAACUAGUGAACUGCAUUAGUUUGGAAAAUGUUAAUUUUAUCAAAUAGGGUAAAGUUAUGUUCGCUGGUGUUUACCGCCGCGCGCAUGUGCAGCAGCGGCCCUGCAGCCGCCAACAAGAACCCGUCGGUGUACUUUGACAUUGCUGCAGACAACCAGCCUGUCGGGAGGAUAACCUUUGAGCUCAACGCUGAAGUUGUGCCAAAGACCGCAGAGAACUUCAGGGCGCUGUGCACAGGGGAGCACGGCUUCGGUUACAAGGGGUCUACUUUCCACAGGGUGAUCCCGCAGUUCAUGUGCCAGGGUGGGGAUUUCACUAACCACAAUGGAACUGGAGGCAAGUCUAUCUAUGGAUGGAAGUUCCCUGAUGAGAACUUCAAGCUGAAGCACACUGGACCCGGCAUCUUGUCUAUGGCCAACGCUGGACCCAACACCAACGGAUCCCAAUUCUUCAUCUGCACCAGUAAAACAGAAUGGCUGGAUGGCAAGCAUGUUGUCUUUGGCAGCGUGACGGAGGGACUGGACGUGAUCAAGAAGGUGGAGUCUUUCGGUUCUCAAUCUGGGCGAACCUCCAAGAGGAUCACUAUCACAGACUGCGGAGAGCUUGAUUAGACUCUGAGCAGUGGACACGGUCGAAGUCUCAUCUCCUGCUGUAAUGUCAGUGUGAGGGAAAGAGGGUCUUUCCUCAGUCAUGGUACAGAGUGCUGCCUCUCUUUCCUGGCAGUAGAUACUGACGCUUCAUUUCUGUGUUAGUCUUUCUUCAGGGAGCACAGCUAACACACUUAACUGUGACAUGGUAUAAAAUGUGAACUUGUGUUUUUGAAUACAAAAUUACGACCUCUAUUGUAUUUGAGGAGAUAUUAAUACAUGAACAUGCAGUGAAACGGGUUUGGAAAAGAGGCAUUAGUCUGUGAAAAAUAAAGUCAUUUUUUCUAAAUAAAGCUUGUUCUUGCCAUCUGUUUUUAUACUACAUGACCGUAGAUGUCAAAGUGUUACAUAAUGCUUUACCGAAGCUGUUUGAGUCAAAGGUGUGUCCGUUUAUAGGGAGGAGGCGAAUGUUUUAUCACUAGCGGAGGAAUGACAUCAGUGUCCGCCUUCUGUUUUCCUCAUCAGCCUAUGUUGACUGAUGAUCUUAUUCCGCGAAGUAUUGAUUGUGCGGACAUCUUUCCAGAAUAGUUGAGGUUUAAAACGUCAGAUCUAAUUGCUUUUGCAAAGGGAAAUGUUUUUUUGGGCGG